Messenger RNA from Anthonomus grandis grandis, 5874 nucleotides. RefSeq names its product diacylglycerol kinase eta. The coding region runs from base 494 to 5272 and encodes 1592 amino acids. NCBI's taxonomy places the organism in Eukaryota, Metazoa, Arthropoda, Insecta, Coleoptera, Curculionidae. Gene Ontology annotation, molecular function: protein binding; ATP-dependent diacylglycerol kinase activity. The transcript has 27 exons. Gene Ontology annotation, biological process: intracellular signal transduction; lipid phosphorylation; diacylglycerol metabolic process. The record is from RefSeq and is a predicted model, not a curated record.
UUUCUCCCCCCACCACUUUCCCCAUCUCACUCUUAUUAUCAACAAAAGGUCGUUUAACCGCCCAGGCGCGCGUCGUCGUCGUCGUCGUUUCGGCGUAACGCGUGACGUCACAGUAGUAAUCCCGCAAACGAGACACCAUGGGUUCGGGACGCGUUCCCGAUUCCCGAUAGUCGAAAUUCGACUGCCGUAAUACGCGCUCGCUUUGUUCUUUACGGAAGUUGCGAAUGAAAAAUCUUUUUGCAAAAUCGGAAGUUUUCGGAAGAAGAAAUCAUUGAUUUUUUUUUUUUUAAAAUGCGAAAUGGUUGCUUGAGAAGAUGCCUAAACUUAGUUGAAUGGGUUGGUGCUCAGUGCAGCGAAUAAGGCUGUGAUCUUCGAUGAGAUCGAACUCACCGACCUGUGCCUAGCUGAGUGUUCAACUAAAAACGUCAAUCACAGUUUUCAGCUUAUAACCCCGUUUAGAUCGCUUGUGCUUUGUUGCGAAUCCCGUAGAGAAAUGGAGGAGUGGCUUACCGCCAUCUCUUCCUCCUCUCAACGACGUUAUCAUGAAUUAGAACCGGAUGUUCUUUCAGGGCAACACCAUUGGUAUGCCCCAUCUUUCGAUGCCAGACCGACAUAUUGCAACGUAUGCCGCUACAAGAUUAAUGCUAGACAUUUACUUCGAUGUGAAGUGUGUAAAUUUAACGUGCACAAACGAUGCGCCGCAAAAGCAAUAAAUAACUGCAAGUGGACCACUUUAGCUUCUGUCGGCAAGGACAUUAUUGAGGAUGCCGAUGGGAACAUUCUUAUGCCUCAUCAAUGGAUGGAAGGCAAUCUUGCCGUGUUAUCAAAAUGUGCGGUUUGCAAUACUGUAUGUGGCUCAGUAUUAAGCCUUCAGGACUGGCGCUGUCUCUGGUGUCAUACGACAGUUCAUACACACUGUCGACCAAAUAUGCAAAAACAGUGUCCAUUGGGACCAGCCAGGGUCAGUGUAGUACCACCCACGGCUCUUCAUUCGGUACAAGAUGAAGCUUGGGAGGUAGUUAGACCUCAGGCCUCCAGUCCUCUUUUAGUUUUUGUCAAUUCAAAAUCAGGAGACAAUCAAGGCGUAAAGUUUUUGCGACGGUUUAAGCAGCUCUUAAACCCAGCGCAAGUAUUUGACCUGAUCUCGACCGGGCCCCGCUUAGGCUUAAGGCUCUUCAGACACUUUGAUCCAUUCCGUAUAUUGGUUUGUAGUGGAGAUGGAUCCGUUGGCUGGGUGCUUUCUGAAAUCGAUAAAUUUGAUAUGAAUAAACAAUGUCAAGUAGCCGUACUACCUUUAGGUACUGGAAACGACCUGGCUAGGGUGUUGGGCUGGGGUGCCAGUUGUGACUCUGACGCACAUUUGCCACACCUUCUAGAAAAAUACGAAAGGGCGAGUGUACAAAUGCUGGACAGAUGGAGCGUGAUGGCAUUCGAACGCACAAUCGCCGUCCCAAAGUUAUCGUUGACCCCAGGCCAGCCCGAUGGCCAACUCCACAUCCAGAUAACCCAAUAUGAGGAAAGCCUUAAGGGCCAUUUGCAAAACAUUCUACAAUCAGACGAAACCUCGGUCAUCAUUAAUUCCGCAAAGGUCCUUUGUGAAACAGUCAAAGAUCUAAGACUUCAAAUCAGCGAGAGCUCAGUUACCAGGGAUGAUGAGGAACUCAUUAAGUUAAGCGAAAUAUUGCAGCAAAAACAAGAUUUGUUGCUACAAGCAUUGACUAGUGAUGUGGAUGUCGCUUCUGCCCCUAGUACAUCUGAAGAUAAUAAAAAACAGGAUGACACGGACAGUGAAAUAUCGUUCGACCGCGGGAAAUCCGAGAAAACCGAGAAGGAUUUGAGCAAUUUUAACUUUCGCAGGCACCGUAGAACAUCGAGAUUUAUGGAAAGGGAGAAGGACGCACUCAACAACCGUGCAAAUAGCUUGAAAAAAGCGUUGAGAAGUUUGGUUUUACACACAGAACAAGUAUUUGACUUGGAAAAACAUAAACAGGAAUCGGAUGUACCUGCUUUAAAAGUUUCUCCAAGCAACGAGAUGGAUAGAACGCCGACUUUAGGAAGAAAAAAUAUUACCAAAAUGGAUUCUUUAAAAGUUGCCGCUGGGCUAGAUUCAUCUUCCGUUUCCGAUGCUAGUUCAUGUCCGUCACCUACGGGAUCUGUUAUAACUGCCCGACUGGUAAACAUUUCACCGAUUCCGGAUGUUCGACGGGACUCAGUGGCCGCAGAUGCUGACUUAAUGACGCUUCCUGUGCCUCCUGAUUUCGCUGACAGUAGAAGAUCUAGUCGGAUCCAGCAAGGGGUUGAAGACUCCCAAACCCAAAAAAUCCUUCUCGAAACAGCAUCGACCUUAUUGACAAUCGAUAAAGUGCAACUGACCGACCUGACCAACGAAAAAGAUAAAGCGGACGUUGAAAAACAACGAAGAGAUUCAAAACCUGACCAAGAUGAAAAGAGCAACGCUGAUGAUGACAAGGAAUCAUCAAGUAUAAUCUCAGUAAUUUCCAACGAAGAAACAAGCAUCGCAAGUGAGAUUUUGGAAAAAGGGUCGUUUAUCCCUCGAAAAGGAAGCGACGGUGAAGAUUUGAACGGUCAUAUCUGCCACAUCGACUCUCCAGAAACUGAUACAUAUCCCACUUCUGAGGUAGUACAGGAAUCCCUUAUGGAUGACUUAAGUUCAAUGGUCGGAGAGCUUAUUUAUGGUUACGAUCAGGAAAGCGUGGCUGAUACUUAUACUGAUGAUACUACAUUGUUUCAUACUGAUUUAGAGCGAAAACGCAGCAUCAAAAAGGAUACUCUAGAACGUGUGAAAAAGAACAGUAUGCGUAGAAAAUCUGCACCUGGCGCAGCAAGAUUGGAAGAAGAUGCACAGUACGGCUUUGAAAACCGAGCUUUUAUGUCCCAACACGUAUUUUUGGACAAGCGAUAUGACAGACAGCGACCGCAACGGUAUUGCAGCUUAGCUCAGUUUGUUGAAGGAAGCGAUAUAGCGAGAAGAUCAUUCAAACGUCGUGCUCCAACUAAAGCAACAAAAGCCGAAGCAAAUUUAAGUAGGCAGACCACAGUUGUGGAAGAAAGUGAGAGUGUCACACCUAAUCACAGCGAUAAUAUCGGUAAUAUUGAGAGCUUUGCUAAGGAGCUAUCUGUUGUCACUCCUAAAGAAGCAAUGGACCAAGAUAUAGAAGACAAAGAGAGUGAAAAGUGCAAGUUUCCUCAAGUGAGUGUGAUAGUAGAGCCUCCCUCCCCGAUAUCAAGCGAACAAGCCCGAAACGAGAGGAUAGAGCAGACUAUUCGCAUUGAAAUAGAAGGAGCUGAUGAUGAGCCGGAUUUUCGACAUCUCUUGUCCAACACCGCCAUCAGCAACACUUCGACCAGCAACUUGCUGACGGUGGAUCAUGAUUAUAUGCCAACGAGAUCUCCAGCAGCUACAAGGAGAAUUUCAUGCUGUAGCAUGCUUAAUCCCCAAGACGCUGCCGCUUUGGCGGCCACAGCGGCAGCUACCACCAAAUUUUACCAAGACAGCGAGAAAAAAGAAAAAAAAGUUGAGGAUAAGGAGCACCACAAGAAGAAAGGGAAGUUGCCAAUAAUUAAUCCUCUGGUGCGGUUGCCAUCUUGGCCUAAUUUAGAUAUUACCGUUAGUGGGUUUAUAAGUAAAUGCCUCCUAGCCAACGCGGAUACCCUGUGUGCAGCUGUAGGGCCUUUAAUGGACCCAGAAGAAACUUUAAUGGAAGGAUUUUAUGAAAGAUGCGUCAUGAAUAAUUAUUUUGGGAUUGGAAUUGAUGCAAAAAUAUCUCUGGAUUUUCAUCAUAAACGAGAAGAGCAUCCAGAAAAAUGUAGGUCCAGAGCAAAGAACUAUUUGUGGUAUGGAGUAUUAGGCGGCAAGGAAUUACUUCAACGAACAUUUAAAAAUUUGGACCAAAGGGUUCAAUUAGAAUGUGACGGACAACGAAUUCCGUUACCUAGUUUACAGGGUAUUGUAAUACUAAACAUUCCUAGAUUUAUGGGUGGCAUCAACUUCUGGGGUGGGACCAAAGAGGACGACGUAUUCUUAGCUCCGUCGUUCGACGAUAAAGUCUUAGAAGUGGUUGCCGUGUUCGGAUCCAUGCAAAUGGCCGCCUCAAGGAUGGUCAGAUUUCAACAUCACAGGAUUGCACAGUGUCAGAGUAUCCAGAUUAAUAUAUUAGGAGACGAGGGAGUUCCAAUUCAGGUAGACGGAGAGGCCUGGAUACAACCACCCGGUAUCAUAAGAAUUCUGCACAAAAACCGUAUGCAAAUGUUAAGCAGAAACCGGGCCCUGGAAACGUCUUUGAAAAGUUGGGAGGAAAAACAAAGGCAGAGCAUUGCUGGACAGGGUGGAGCUAAACCAAGACUGUCCAUAUCUGGACCGAGCCAUGAUAAAAGCAGAAGUAGCAUUACUAGGCAAAGUAUGCCUGGACAAUCUGAUACUUCAAAGGGUUUCUUAGGCGUUACCGUCGAGAAAAUUAGACAACACUCGUUUAGUGGAGCGGUGCCACACACUGAAAAGGAAAAACAUUCGGUUACAUUUGUGGAUAAUCCGGAACGACUGGAUACUGAUGUGUUAUUCGGAGAAGAAGAACAUUAUUUACUCUUAAAUUUCAUUGAAUGUACUGCCUCGCUUUGCAAAUUAAUUAAGAUAUUGGCCAUCAGUUAUACACUUGAAACUGAUCUAUACUCACUGACAACAAAAAUUGAAGAAUAUCUAGAAAGGAUUCAUCCCCAUGGAAAACUUCUAACUGGACCAGCUUUACGUCCGGAGUUCACCAAUUUAGUCGAGGCAGUAAGACAACUAUAUGAUGAAAGUUGCUUCUUGUUGCAUUAUAGGAGCGAAAAACUGAAACUUCGGGAGGAUUUGGAAAGCAAAUUAAGCAUGAGCUUGGCAAACAUGGAGUUGGAGCUUCGAAAAUGUGGGGUAGUUGAUACACCCAGAGGAAGGCUGGUUUACCUUCAAGACGUAGUAGAAGAAAGCGAACAAAAGAAAAAAGGAUUAUCCUGGUUGAAAUUCCGAAGAGGCGCUUCGUCUGAGCGACGGGCUUCAAGCUGUCACCGUGAGGUGGCCUCCUGGGGAAACCAGGAAGUUGCCACGUGGCUGGAAACUCUACAACUAUCAGAAUAUAUUGAUAAUUUUGUGAAGCAUGAUAUCAGAGGGCGGGAGCUACUUACUUUGGCAAGAAGAGAUCUUAAGGAUUUGGGAGUCACUAAGGUCGGACAUGUGAAACGCAUUUUGCAAGCAAUCAAGGACUUAUCUCAAAGCGUGUAAACGAUACCACGCCAAAUCCCUAAACUACCAUAUCAAUUGCAAAGAAAAGGGUUAUAAGCUAAAUACGACUAAUCUUGUAGUUUUAGAAAACACCGAUUGUUUUCAGUAGACUGGAGAGGAACAAUAGUUCUAGAUUAGAUCUAUAUGUAGUCCAAGCAGUUCACAAUUCCUGCGGACUGACAUGAGAGAAAUAAAUGUAUGAUAAAUACUACUUUUAUGAUACAAAGCAAAAAUACCCCUGUAGCCAAUUAGAAAGCGAACAACCCUGAACAAUUAUUUGAAUUUACGACUUUUUUAUAUAACUUUAUUUUAUAGGAGUAGAAGUCGUGUUAUUUUUUUAUCCCUAAACUCUUUUAAGUCGAAGUUUACCAUAAUCUUUAGUAAACUUAAAUAUUAAAUGUGAACUAUUUAUAGGCCCACUGUGAUUUCUAUACAAUGUGUUAUAUUUCUUAACAUAAGAACCCUAGAUAUUAAGAGAAUUUCUUCUCUAUCCUAUUACCAAAGAAAAUAAUAAUUUAUUAAUAUCGGCAUUUAUCGAACUUUAUUCCAUAUUAUACAUAUAUUUUAUUUAUAUGUCUUCCGAAAAAAUCCUUAAAAACGUA